Molecule: messenger RNA, 4110 nt
Organism: Notolabrus celidotus (New Zealand spotty)
Lineage: Eukaryota; Metazoa; Chordata; Actinopteri; Labriformes; Labridae
Product: B-cadherin-like
Exons: 19
Coding region: 316-3348 (1010 amino acids)
Biological process (GO): cell-cell junction assembly; homophilic cell-cell adhesion; cell morphogenesis
Cellular component (GO): plasma membrane; cytoplasm; catenin complex
Molecular function (GO): calcium ion binding; cadherin binding
Source: RefSeq, a predicted model, not a curated record
AUCUGUAACCUGUGUGUCUCAGUGCUGAGCUUCACUGCAGCUCACCCUCCUGCUCCAGGCUGUCUGCCUCUCAUUGUGUGCCCGGCCUGUAUUACCAUACUAGGAACCCGGAACCCGCGCACCUGUGAGCUGACGUCACAGGCUGAAAGUACCUGCAGCAGCUCGCCCGGCUGAACUCCCCUCAGUGAGUGAAACCACCUUCAGAAGACAAGACAAAGAGGACGCCUCGACGACAUUUCGAGAAGGAAUAUAUUUAUCACUUGUUUUCACUAUUUGAUUUCAUUCAAAGGAAUAUUAGAAGAAGAUUUACGACUCAUGGGUGCCGCGGGAUUUGCGGUUUUGGCUGUUUUAAGCGUGGUUUUACAGGCCUCAGCCGAGCUCACCACUGAGGAGCCAACAUGUCUCCCUGGAUUCGAGGCGGAUAUGAUGAUUUUCAAAGUGAACAGAAAGCACUUGUCUCAAGGCAGGAGACUGGGCAGAGUGCCCUUCACCGUCUGUACAGAAGGCACAGGAUACCUGGUCCGCAGCGCUGACACGCGGUUCACGAUGCAGCGAGACGGGACAUUGGUGGUAAAGAGACAAGUCAUCCUCCAUGACGGACAUGUGGACGUCUUGGUGAACUACACAGACUUGCGUGGACGCAAAAUGAGUGUUACCGUCAGGAUAGUGCACCAGGGGCAUCACCACGGCCACCACAAUGGACAUCACAAUGGAGAACACAGCGAGCAACAGGGUGGACCACACCACGAGCCACACCAAGGGCAUCACAGUGGACAUCACAAUGGACAACACCAUGAACAACAGGAUGGACCACACCACGGGCAUCACAAUGGACAACAGCAUGAACAACUCGAUGGACCACACCACGGGCAUCACAAUGGACAACAGCAUGAACAACAGGAUGGACCACACCACGGGCAUCACAAUGGACAACAGCAUGAGCAUCAGCAUCAGCAUCACCAUAAGGACCAUCACGAACAUCAAAAUGGGCAUCAGCACAAGGAGCAUGGGAAUGUUGGGCGUCACCAUGAAGACGACACGCAUCAUGUACAGCUCCAGGAGCUUCCUAAAGUGGACCCGACUAUUAAAACAGAGAGUGGAACCGAUUCGUCAGUCCCUGUUGUGAUUUUCCCUAAGUCACGGAAAGGACUGAGCAGGAGGAAGAGGGACUGGGUUAUUCCUGACAUCAACGUUAGUGAGAACGACAGAGGACCAUAUCCCCUCAAAGUGUCUCAGAUCCGUUCCAAUGAGGAUAAGAUAAAGAAGAUCUUCUACAGCAUCACUGGUCCAGGAGCUGAUGAACACCCUGCAGGCCUUUUCACCAUGGACCGACUCAGCGGUAAUCUGUAUCUCACACAGCCUCUGGACAGAGAGGCUCAAGACCAAUACAAGUUUCAAGCGUAUGCUGUGGCAGACGGUUCAGGAAACGCAGAGGAGCCUAUGGAAAUCAUAGUGAACGUACUCGACCAGAACGACAACAAACCAACUUUUGAACAGACCACCUUCAUUGGAGAAGUUCCCGAGUCCUCACCGAACGGCUAUGAGAUCAUUAAAGUGUUGGGCACAGAUCUUGACCAGCCAAACACAGACAACUCAGAUAUCCGCUACCGUAUUCUAUCGCAGGACCCCGUGCUGCCCAGCGAUAACUUAUUUGUCAUCAACUCCCACACUGGAGCGAUCCGAAUCAACGCUGGUGGUCUGGACAGAGAGAAAUACCCAAAGUACACUCUGAAAGUACAAGUAGCAGACAUGAUGGGAGAAGGCUUGACGGGGGAGGCGAAUGUCAUCCUCACGGUCACCGACAGCAACGACAACGCUCCAAUCUUCACUCAGCCCUCUUAUGCUGCAUCAGUUCCAGAAAAUAAAGUAGGCGUCCAGAUCCUUACCAUGUCGGUAACAGAUGGUGACGAGCCGCAUUCCCCAGCCUGGAACGCCAAGUUCAACAUUGUGGACGGUGACCCUGGAGGACUUUUCUCAAUUAAAACUGGACCUAACAAACAAGAAGGAAUCAUUUCAACCGCCAAGGGUCUCGACUUUGAGAAAAUCUCCAAGCACACUCUGUUGGUCGCCGUAGAAAAUGACGCUCCUUUUGCGACUCCGCUGCCCACUGCCACCGCCACCGUGGUGGUGACGGUGAUCGACGUCAAUGAGCCUCCGGUCUUUGAUCCUAUAGAGAAGACAGUGUCAAAGAAGGAAAAUCUGGCUUUGGAAGCUGACGUGGUUCAAUACACUGCUUCUGACCCGGACACCGCGCGCAAACAGAAAGUCACGUACAAGAUAGUUCAUGACCCUGCAGGCUGGCUGGACGUGAACAAAGACACAGGACUGAUCAAGGUGAAAAGCGAAAUGGACAGAGAAUCCCUCUUCGUGAAGGACAACAAAUAUACAGCACUCGUCGGUGCAAUUGACAACGAUGAAGUCCCAGCCACAGGAACGGGGACUCUAAUGAUUCAGCUUGAAGAUGUCAACGACAAUGCACCGACCAUCGUAGAGCGUUUCAUCAGCGUGUGCAACAAGAACUCGAUUUCUCAGUUUUUGUCAGUGACGGAUAAAGAUGGACCGGGCUUUACUUCUCCGUACAGCGUCUCCUUACAGGGCAUGUCCAAGUCCAACUGGACUGCCAGGAUGAAUGAAACCAAAACGGGCAUCAUCCUGAAUCUAGCCCAGGAGCUUCCCCCAGGAGAGUACACAGUGGUCCUGAGGGUCGCAGACAACGAGGGCGAGGAGCAGGACAGCACCAUCCAGGCCAAAGUGUGCGACUGCUCUGGGGAAGAAGUGACCUGCACAGACCGGAGGGCCGGUGGUGUCGGCCUGCCUCUAAUCCUGGGAAUACUGGCGGGAAUCCUGUUGCUGCUCAUGCUGGUGCUGCUGCUGCUGCUGUUCGCCAGACGCAGAAAGGGUGAGAAGAAGGAGCCACUGCUGCAGGACGACGACGUCAGAGACAACAUCUACUUCUAUGAUGAAGAGGGAGGCGGAGAGGACGAUCAGGACUAUGAUCUGGGUGUUCUUCACCGCGGUCUGGACAACCGGCCUGAGGUCUUCAGGAACGAUGUGAUGCCAAUCUCCAUGGCAGGUCCUCGUUUCCGACCACGCCCUACCGACCCAGAGGAAAUCGGCAACUUCAUUGAUGAUAACCUGAAGGCAGCUGACAACGACCCAACAGCGCCCCCCUACGACUCCCUGCUGGUGUUUGACUACGAGGGCGGCGGCUCUGACGCGGGAAGCCUGUCCUCUCUGAACUCGUCGAGCAGCGGAGACCAGGACUACGACUGCUUCAGCGAGUGGGGGCCACGCUUCAAGAAACUGGCCGACAUGUACGGAGGAGGGGAAGACGACGAUAUGCUGUAAAUGCUCAGACAGGUGGACGCACAUACGGCUGUGUGAAUGUUAGAUUGAUGUAGGUAUGAACUGAACACUGGAUCAACCCAGGGAAACAACUCACCCAGACAUCAGUAGGCCUACACUUUUUGUUUUGUUUUUCUGUGCGAGGUUCGUCUCAGUUCAGUUAGCAGCUACCUGCUCAGACGCCAAAGGAUGUCUUUGUUUUUUAUAAGAGUUCUCCAUCCUGAAUGGUAAAGCUCUGUCUGUCUGUCCUUUAACCCCUGUUUGACUUCUCCGCUAAAGACGAUACUUGUGUUUCACUUCUGUUCGAGGAGUUCAGGAGCCGGAGCGUCUGCCCCUGUCUCAGCGUUGGUUCAGAGGGUCGGGGGCAGAUAUUUCAGUCUUUCUGGGUGACACAGGACGAGCAAACAGACGCUUGCAGUUGCACUGGUAUUGCUUUACUUUUGGCGAUGUAUGGUACUUUACAUUUUGUCUCUUCUUUUUGUGGAGUUUGUACUACUGAUUCAGUUCAAUGUCAUGUCUUGUUUCCUGUUUUGAUGAAUGAAAUUCCGGAUGAUUAAGAUGAAAAUCCAGGUAGCCAGCCUACGCCACGUCAGCCUGAGAGGCCGUGGUGGAUGAGUUAUCAAGAAAUGCUUUUUUAAAAUGUUUCUGUUCGCAUCUUUAUCACGUUGUAAAGUCCAAACACUUAUCUGCUGUUGCCUCUUACGGUACUCCAUGCUUCAUGUUCAUUUUGCAUUUUUUAUAAAGUUAUCUUAAUACAAUAACCGA